Molecule: messenger RNA, 339 nt
Organism: Trichoderma virens Gv29-8
Lineage: Eukaryota; Fungi; Ascomycota; Sordariomycetes; Hypocreales; Hypocreaceae
Exons: 3
Source: RefSeq, a predicted model, not a curated record
ACCAUGGCAACUCAGCCAAUUUAUCUCGUUUCUCUGAAUAAGACCCCUAAACGAGCAGCUCUGCUUGUGGACCAGCUCAUAAAGAGCCUUGAUAGCAAUUAUGGAGUUAUCCAUAUUGCAAACUCCACGACUCUUCAGGAGUUGAAGGUCGUACUAGAGGCUCUUAUGUAUCCUCCUGGUAUCUUGAUUUGUUCCAGUCAAUGGACGGCUGAAGAACAACAACAGGCAAACGCAGUUGCAAAAGCUUCAUUGCCUGAAGUCCGCAUCAUCAACAUUCCGCCGGGACUUGAUGUACGUGAAGGCAGUAAAGGCAUUCUCAGUUUUCUUAAGGAUGCAAUG